Synchiropus splendidus (mandarinfish) is the source of this 2038-nucleotide messenger RNA. Its product is annotated as nucleotidyltransferase MB21D2. Bases 121 to 1617 code for a protein of 498 amino acids. The transcript has 2 exons. NCBI's taxonomy places the organism in Eukaryota, Metazoa, Chordata, Actinopteri, Syngnathiformes, Callionymidae. The record is from RefSeq and is a predicted model, not a curated record.
CUGGGAGGAUGCGGAGCAGGUGUUUCCGGUGGUUGUGUCGGUGAGGCUUAGGUUCCGCUGGGCUCGGCUCGGUAUCGUACUCUCUGUUGCAGCAGACGCAGGCGUGAUUGCGGGGCAAGGAUGGCGGCCCAAGCCCUCCACAGCCGGGCCGGGUCGGAGGGCAACAGCCCCACCUCCGUCACUGGUCGGCUGCCACACAGUACCGGGCCCGAACUCGACUUCAGAUCAGCGGCCCGCAUAGACGAUCUUAACCGGCUCAUUCAGGAGUUCAACAAACACGACCAGCGGGAGUACGACGACCAGCGAGCCUUGGAGAUCCACACUGCCAAGGACUUCAUCUUCUCCAUGCUGGGAAUGGUCCAGAAGCUGGACCAGAAACUGCCGGUGGCCAACGAGUACCUGCUGCUGUCAGGAGGCGUCCGGGAGGGGGUGGUGGACAUGGACCUGGACGAGCUGAGCCUCUACGCUCGCGGCACAGACUACGACAUGGACUUCACCUUGCUGGUGCCGGCGCUGAAGCUCCACGACCGGAACCAGCCGGUGACCUUGGACAUGCGUCACUCUGCUCUGGGUCACUCCUGGCUCAGCCUCCGUCUCUUCGACGAGGGAACCAUCAACAAGUGGAAGGACUGCUGCACGCAGGUGGACCACGUCAGCGGGAACACCAACUACUUCUUCUCCCCGACGCUGGUGGCCGACUGGUUCUACCAGUCCAUCUCGCUGGUCCUGCUGGAGGUCCAGAAGAAGCCUCAGAGAGGGAUCCCCCGGGUGGAGAAGGUGGAGCGUAACGGCACGGUCAUCUCCGUCAUCCUGGGCGUGGGCAGCAGCCGCAUGCUGUACGACAUCGUCCCCGUGGUCUCCUUCAAGGGCUGGCCGGCGGUGGCUCAGAGCUGGCUGAUGGAGAACCACUUCUGGGACGGCAAGAUCACCGAGGAGGAGGUGAUCAGCGGCUUCUACCUGGUGCCCGCCUGCUCCUUCAAAGGUCACAAGGAGAACGAGUGGAGACUGUCGUUUGCCAGGAGCGAGGUGCAGCUGAAGAAGUGCAUCUCCUCCUCCCUGAUGGCGGCGUAUCAGGCCUGCAAAGCCAUCAUCGUCCGGCUGCUGUCGCGGCCCAAGGCCGUCAGCCCCUACCACCUGCGCAGCAUCAUGCUGUGGGCCUGCGACCGCCUGCCCUCCAGCUACCUGGCUCAGGAGGACGGCGCCGCUCACUUCCUGCUGGGACUCAUCGACGACCUGCAGCACUGCCUGCUCAACAAGACGUGUCCCAACUACUUCAUCCCUCAGUGCAACAUGCUGGAGCACCUGGGCGACGAGGCGGCCGUGCUGCACGCGCGCAAGCUCUCCUCCGUGCGCUCCGACCCGGCCGAGCACCUGCGCUCCACCGUCGAGCAGGCCAAGGCCGCCAACCGGCUGACGCUGGACCUGCAGUGGCGCGGGAGCUCCGGCAGCCUGCCCUCGCCGCAGUCGGACGCCGGAGGAGAGAGCCAGCCCGACGACCGGCUGGCCAAGAAGCUGCAGCAGCUGGUCACGGAAAACCCCGGCAAGUCCAUCUCCGUCUUCAUCAACCCGGACGACGUGACGCGGCCGCACUUCCGCAUCGACGACAAGUUCUUCUGAAUGUAGCAGAAUGCUCCGGAAGCAACUUCACUUCACCCGGUCGUGUGCAGGAGGCGGUCGCCCCCUGCUGGAGAGGAUCAGGAGUCAGCCUCCUGAGGCGCCACAAGAGUCGCAUUCACCUGGUCGUCCAAACCCUCUCCUGACUUCAACAAGAUCACGAGCCACAGCUUCACCUUUUCUUAGGAACCCGACACUCCCGACCUUCACCAGCGACCGCGGAUGUGUUUUCAAGUGCAAUUAGCAAACACGCGUGCGCGCGCACGCGCGGGGACACUGUGGUGAAAACCGAGUCUCACUCUGAAGCUUUGUGCGUGCGGAGUUCAACCCCACCAUUUUGUCAUGGCAGCGGGGGGGUUUUACCUUUUGCUGCUGUUUGUUUCUUCAACACUGACGCUCACAUUUCGUUCAAUAAAAAAGUCUG